UAAAUUUAUAACCUCCAAAAAUAAUCUGAAGUAAAUAUUUAUGUAGCUAAUAAGAUUCUUCAAUAAUUUAUUUUAAUUAACUUUAAGUUCAUAUAUUACUAGUAAUUAUGGCACAGGUUACGGUUUUCAAUAGAAUUCUUCCAUUGAAACAGUGCAAAAUACUUUUACGUAAUUCCGAAAUUGUAAGUCGUAAUCAUAGUACUAAUGUACCGAAAAAGAAAACUGCUAGCUCAGUCUAUCGUAGUAUGAAUGUAUUUGAUCGGAAAGCGAAGAUUUUGCAAAAAGAAAGGUCAGCCCAGAGAGAAGAUUAUCAUUUAUAUGAGUAUAUUAAAGAAGAAAUUGGUUGGAGAACAGCAGAUCGUGUAUUUGAUGUAAAAAGGGUUUUUAAAAAUGCUGUAGAGCUAGGAGCUUCCAGAGGCUACGUAUCUAGACACUUCCUCCCCGACAGUGUGGAGAAGGUGACCCUAUGUGACACAUCACAAACACACCUCGAUAAAGCGCUGGUUGGUGAUGGGGUGCAGUUUGAAAAGAUUGUGAUGGACGAAGAGAACAUUGAUUUUCCUGAGAACAGUGUGGAUUUAGUUGUAUCCUCGCUGUCCCUGCAUUGGGUGAAUGAUUUGCCGGGAUGCUUUGACAAAAUCAUGACCUGCUUAAAACCAGAUGGGGUGUUCAUUGGCUGCAUGUUUGGCGGUGAUACAUUGAUCGAGUUACGUCAAUCGUUGCAAUUGGCCGAAUCGGAGCGGCUCGGAGGUGUCAGUGCGCAUAUAUCCCCGUUCACGAGGCCCAGAGAUAUUGGCGGGCUGUUGAACGCGUGAGUAUGGAAGGGAGGAGGGAGAAGGGGGGAGGGGGAUAGGAGAGUAUGUAAAGUAGAUCGAUUAAAGUCACAGAUUAAAUUAAUCGGUGCCAUAUUUCUAUUCAAUUCAAUGUUAAAUUUUAGCUGUACACACUGUGUUGUAAUUGGUCAAUUUCAAAUAAAGUUUAGUGUAA
Zerene cesonia (dogface butterfly) is the source of this 987-nucleotide messenger RNA. RefSeq names its product arginine-hydroxylase NDUFAF5, mitochondrial-like. Lineage: Eukaryota; Metazoa; Arthropoda; Insecta; Lepidoptera; Pieridae. The record is from RefSeq and is a predicted model, not a curated record. The transcript is spliced from 4 exons. Gene Ontology annotation, cellular component: mitochondrion. The coding region runs from base 108 to 815 and encodes 235 amino acids. Gene Ontology annotation, molecular function: S-adenosylmethionine-dependent methyltransferase activity. Gene Ontology annotation, biological process: mitochondrial respiratory chain complex I assembly.